UUCAUUCGCAAAAGCUUUUUGUUCGUUUGCUGUUAAAUUUUCAGGGGUAUUUCAAGUGUAUCGAGUAGUUCGACGUUCAAUAACUUAUCGGAAAUAUGACAAUGGGCGAUGAAACUCCAUUAACCUCAUUAAUUUUGCCUGUAUUAAUACGCCCUAUUUUGUCUCAGCUGGAAAAGCAGGAUGUCUCUGCCUCACAAACGCUCAGAGCUGCCCUGACCAAGGCUGAGGCUUCACAUCCUGGUUUGACAUAUGAUUUAGUUGUUGGGAUAAUGAGACGAGGGGAAUUGGCUGUGAACAUGCAUGAGAGUAUUUUGCGUUUGCAGGCUGGAGCAGACACAGAUGUUGUAGAAUACAGACUUUCAAGAUCAGAGGAUGCCUUCCAAGAACUAAACAGAAAAUCUGCAUCCUUAAAGAGGAUUUUAAGCAGAAUACCAGAUGAAAUAACCGACAGAAAAACAUUUUUGGAAACUAUAAAGGAAAUAGCAAGUGCAAUUAAAAAAUUAUUGGAUGCAGUAAAUGAGGUUGGCGGUUUUAUACCAGGAACAAAUGGUAAACAGGCUUUGGAACAACGAAAAAGGGAGUUUGUCAAAUACUCAAAAAGAUUCAGCAAUACUCUGAAAGAAUACUUUAAAGAAGGACACGCCGACUCUGUGUUUCUUAGCGCCCUCUAUCUAAUACACCAAACAAACAUGAUUAUAUCAACGGUCAAACAUAAGUGCGAAUAGCAAUUGUUCCAUUGAAAGUUCAAAUAAGUUUUAUUUUAGUUUUAGUUGAAGAGCCAUUUUAGGUUUUAUGUGCAAAAAUAUUAAAGGUGGAUAUUUUUUCAAUAAAUAAAAACGUCAUGACAACUUCCAUUACCAACUUUAUAAUGUUAAUUACUGAACAUACAGCUGUAUAUUUUUGCAAAUAAAAACUAAAACAAAAGGUAAUUUUUAGGUAAAAAAUACUUAAAUAUUGUUACUUUUUGGCCUGUAUUUAGUGUUUUAAAGGACCCAAAAAUUAUUUUAGAUAGUAUUAAUAUUGUAGUAUUUAAAAGUUUGUUUAUUAUUUU
Brassicogethes aeneus is the source of this 1051-nucleotide messenger RNA. Lineage: Eukaryota; Metazoa; Arthropoda; Insecta; Coleoptera; Nitidulidae. The record is from the annotation of a GenBank genome assembly.